AAGGGGCUGCCUAGGAGCCGCGCGAGCCUCCAACAGAAGCGCGCCGCUUCACCCUCUGCUCUCCCUACUCCGCCCUCCGCAGCCCUCCACAGUCACCCCGGAGACCGGUCGUGUUAAACUCUCCGACCUGAAGCUGACUGACUUCCAUGGCAGCCGCGAAGAAAGCAGUUUUGGGGCCAUUGGUGGGAGCAGUGGACCAGGGUACCAGCUCAACACGUUUCUUGGUUUUCAAUUCAAAAACAGCUGAACUUCUUAGUCAUCAUCAAGUAGAAAUCAAACAGGAAUUCCCAAGAGAAGGAUGGGUAGAACAAGACCCGAAGGAAAUCCUGCAGUCUGUUUAUGAGUGUAUAGAGAAAACGUGUGAAAAACUUGGACAGCUCAAUAUUGACAUUUCCAACAUCAAAGCCAUUGGUGUCAGCAACCAGAGGGAAACCACGGUGGUCUGGGACAAGCUAACUGGAGAGCCUCUCUACAAUGCCGUGGCUGCUCCAGUUUCUCCUGGCUCUUCAGUUCCAGUUGCCGUUGUCCCCUCUGGCUCUCCAGUUCCAGCUGCUGGUUCUUCCUCAGUGUGGCUCGACCUAAGAACCCAGUCUACCGUUGAGAACCUUAGUAAAAGAAUUCCAGGAAAUAAUAACUUUGUCAAGUCCAAGACAGGCCUUCCGCUUAGCACGUACUUCAGUGCAGUGAAACUUCGCUGGCUCCUCGACAACGUGAGAAAGGUUCAAAAGGCUGUUGAAGAAAAUAGAGCUCUUUUUGGGACCAUUGAUUCAUGGCUCAUUUGGAGUUUGACAGGAGGAAUCAAUGGGGGUGUCCACUGUACAGAUGUAACAAAUGCAAGCAGGACGAUGCUUUUUAACAUUCAUUCUUUGGAAUGGGAUAAAGAGCUCUGCGAAUUUUUUGAAAUUCCAAUGGAAAUUCUUCCCAAUGUCCGGAGUUCUUCUGAGAUCUAUGGCCUAAUGAAAGCUGGGGCCUUGGAAGGUGUGCCGAUAUCUGGGUGUUUGGGGGACCAGUCUGCUGCUCUGGUAGGACAAAUGUGCUUCCAGGAUGGACAGGCCAAAAACACGUAUGGAACAGGGUGCUUCUUACUGUGUAACACAGGACAUAAGUGUGUUUUUUCUGAACAUGGCCUUUUGACCACUGUGGCUUAUAAACUCGGCAGAGACAAGCCUGUGUAUUAUGCAUUGGAAGGUUCUGUAGCUAUAGCUGGUGCUGUAAUCCGCUGGCUAAGAGACAACCUUGGAAUUAUUAAGUCCUCAGAGGAAAUUGAAAAACUUGCUAAAGAAGUAGGUACUUCUUAUGGGUGCUACUUUGUUCCAGCAUUUUCAGGGUUAUACGCACCUUAUUGGGAGCCCAGUGCAAGAGGGAUCAUCUGUGGACUCACUCAGUUCACCAAUAAAUGUCAUAUUGCUUUUGCUGCAUUAGAAGCCGUUUGUUUCCAAACCCGAGAGAUUUUGGAUGCCAUGAACCGCGACUGUGGAAUUCCACUCAGUCAUUUGCAGGUAGAUGGAGGAAUGACCAGCAAUAAAAUUCUUAUGCAGCUACAAGCAGACAUUCUGUAUAUUCCAGUAGUGAAACCAUCCAUGCCCGAAACGACUGCUUUAGGAGCUGCCAUGGCAGCUGGAGCUGCAGAGGGUGUUGGUGUUUGGAGUCUCGAACCUGAGGUGUCAGCUGUAACAAUGGAGCGGUUUGAACCUCAGAUCAAUGCUGAAGAAAGUGAAAUCCGUUACUCCACCUGGAAGAAAGCUGUGAUGAAGUCAAUUGGUUGGGUUACAACUCAGUCUCCAGAAAGUGGUAUCCCAUAAAUAAUACCACCUCAUGGAUUCCCAAGAUGCAAGCUUUUUAUAUAAUGAGAAAAUCUGACAUUUCUGUCUCAUAAUGUAAUGACGUUAUUCAUAGCCUCUGAUUUUUUUCAUAAACCACUUGCUGCAUGAUCCUCCAAGUAGACCUAUGGCUUGAAAUAAAGAAAAUGCAGCGGAAAGGAUGCUCCAGAAACAUUUAGUGUUGUUGUUUAACGUUGACAGACAGUUAAGGUUGGGCCAGUUACCUUUGGGGCUGAGCCCUCCAUUGUAAUCCUGUGAUAUUCCCUCUAAGGUCUAGGACGAGUUCAUAUCCUGUCCAUUGGAAUCUGUCAUCCAGUAUAUUCAGAUGCUAGUGGACCGGGAUUUGAUCCUCUUCACGGCAGAUGUCUGAGGAAGGGGCUGCUAUUAACUUCUUCACAAUGAGUGGCUUUUUGCUUGUUUGUUUUUAACAGAUCAAAUGUCUUCUUUUCUACAUAUUAGAAGACCACAACAUCACUGAAUAUUUCAAUGGAAACAUCUAAGGAAUUAUUAAAUAAUAAUUUGCUGUUCUGAUAACUUGAACAUUUUCUGAACAGUGUUGCCAAAAUUAAAAAUUUUGGGGUGUUUUACACUGUCUCACUAAUUAUCAUGGAUUUCUGUCUGAAUCUUACAGAAUAGAACACUUUCUUUUUCUGGUUAUUUUUUUUUCAUCUCUCCUUUUUAUAUUUUUUAUUCUGUACGUAUAACAUACAUGCCUAUAUAUUUUAUAUACUGAGGAUAGCCCAUUUCUAAAUUAAGAGCACAGUAUAUGCAGUAAGUUAUAACAGGGCUGCUCUUAAGUGGACUACUAUGUAUAUAAAUCUGGGAGAGGGACAAGCUGUAUACAUUUUGGGGCGAUGGUUAUGAAUAUUAUUUACCAGGAGAAAAUUUUUCUUAUAAAAUACAUUUGAAAUUAAGUAUAUAUUCAAUUUCAAUAAAAUAAAAUGUACUAUAUUGUGAUUUCAACUAUAUUUCUUAUACUGUACCACUUAGUUAUCUCAGCUGGAAGGAAAAGCAGCUGUGGCGUGUAACAGUGAAUACUGUUCUCAAACAUGAGUGCUAGUCCAAAGAAAAUUUUGCCUUCGAAUUGGUGUUUUCCAUAUUUCAGACCCUAUGGGGAAUUAUCAUAAAUUUACAAAACUAACUAGAAAGAAUGUGUGAAUAAAGUCAAUAAUCUCUUUCAAAUGUUAUUACCUGUUAACAAGAUGUUCUUGUUUUCUGGUAUGAUAGAGAACCAUGUCUCUUUAAUGCCAUAACUGACAAAAAUUGUCAUUGCAAAUGCCUCGCAGUCAAAUCAGGAACCUUGCAAAUAUUUUGAAUUAUUUCUUAUAACUCGCUAAUUUAACUUCCUAACAUCAGGUUUUAAAAACAUAUGUGUUUUGUAGUAAAGCAAUAAUAUACUAAGAAAAUAAUGCUGCCUAAUUAUUUUAUUUUAUCAGUUUGGAAUGGAAAAUAUUGAUAUAUUAAUAGAAAAAGGUUUAUUUGAAGUUGAUGGUAGAUUAUAUUUACUGUUCUGAUUAUGCUGUUCCUAAUUAUUGAAUCUUCUCUGUUUUGCUGAUAUGGCUGCCACCUAAGUGGCAUAAAUCUCGAAAGGUACUGUGAAAUUAUUACGGCAGUGAUACUUUUAGACCUGGCUUACUUCUAUAAAGGCAGGUUGAGCUGAUUGUAAAUAAUUGUGCAAAUCUCUGUUCAAUAAUUUUAAGAUAACAUUGAUUUUUUACAAAAUGCAAGAUUUAUAAGUGUUUGAAAUUGUACCCAUUGAUAAUUAAUGGUAAAUUUACUUAAAAUAAAUUCACCCCUUAUUUCUUA
Molecule: messenger RNA, 3626 nt
Organism: Arvicola amphibius (Eurasian water vole)
Lineage: Eukaryota; Metazoa; Chordata; Mammalia; Rodentia; Cricetidae
Gene: Gk
Product: glycerol kinase
Biological process (GO): glycerol metabolic process; triglyceride metabolic process; glycerol-3-phosphate biosynthetic process
Cellular component (GO): mitochondrion
Molecular function (GO): glycerol kinase activity
Source: RefSeq, a predicted model, not a curated record